AAUCCCUAUCAAAGAAGCAAAAGUUGCAAAAAAUUCUUGUGUGAAUUGCAUUUUAGUGCCGUAUCUCUCGAAGAAAUCCCGAAAUAAGUAUUGAAGUAUUUAUGCACAAAACAACCCAACUCUCGAUCAAGACUUCAAAAGGAGUUGCUGGAUUUUCUGUCACUCUUUCAAGAAGAACAGAUUUAAAAGCAACACGAAUUGCCAACCUAUUAUAUGAUAAGUAGAUUUUGUUCGCUGCAGGCAGAGCAUACUUCAAUCCGCCAAACAGAAGGUGCUAGAAUUUUAGGGAUUAUAGCGAAAUGUUAAAUGUUUUAUGCAUAACGCUCAACACUGGAAAAGAGCGGAAAUAUACGUGGAGUAAAUGGAGGAUUCAAAUGGAAAAACCAUCGCCUCUAUAUAUACGCAACUGUUGCAAGACUGCAUCAGUUCAAAAUCUUUAUCAAAAGGUAAGAUAAUUCAUGCCCACAUGAUCAGAACUGGAUUCAGAGCCGGCAUAUUUUUAAAUAACCGGUUAAUCGACAUGUAUUCGAAAUGCAUGAGCGUUGUGGAUGCACAGCUAGUGUUUGAGAAAAUGAAUUUUCGAGACGUUUCUUCGUGGAACAAUCUUAUUGCAGGCUAUGUGAAGAAUGGGAGUAUUGAGGAUGCACGCCAACUGUUUGACAAAAUGCCGGAAAAAGACGGGGUUUCGUGGAAUGCAAUUAUUGCAGGGUAUACUCAACAUGGUUAUGAAAAGGAGGCGCUUACGCUAUUUGGGAAAAUGCGAGGUGAAAGCGUGAAGCCGAGCGAGUUCACCUUUGGCAGCAUUCUUCAGGCCUGUGCUAGCUUACAAGUUGUUGAACAGGGUAGGCAGAUUCAUACCCAUGCCGUCAAAUUCGGAUUUCAGGGCGAAGUCUUUACGGCUAGUUCUGUUGUUGACAUGUACUCUAAGUGCAAGAGAACAGGAGAUGCACGCCAAAUGUUUGACAAAAUGCCCGAACGAAAUCUGGUUUCGUGGAAUGCAAUGAUUUCAGGAUAUUCCCAGAAUGGUUGCAGUGGAGAAACUUUAAAGUUGUUUAGGCAAAUGUAUUGUGCAGAGAUGAAACCCGAUCGUUCUACCUUUGCCUGUGUACUCAGUGCAUGUGCUUGUCUAAGUGCACUAGAACUUGGGAAGCAGGUACACGAUUACAUUUGUAAAUUUGGGCUUGAGAAUAAUGUGUUUGUGAGUAGUGCCCUUGUUGACAUUUAUGCAAAAUGUGGGAGUGUAGAAGAUGCACGGCAAGUGUUUGACAAAAUGACUACGCGAAGUACGGUAUCGUGGAGUUCAAUGAUCUUAGGCUAUGCCCAAAAUGGGCGUGCAAAAGAUUCAAUUCAAAUCUUUGAAAAAAUGCUUAGGACAGGCACAAAACCAGACCAAGUAACAUUUAUUGGUGUAUUAACUGCGUGUAGUCAUGCAGGCCUUAUUGAGGAAGGCCGCUAUUACUUUAAUUCUAUGUCUAAAGAUCACAAUAUUGCACUAGAUUUGGAGCACUAUGCUUGUAUGGUUGAUCUUUUUGGCCGAGCUGGCUAUCUGGAUGAGGCAGAAGUCUUUAUCAAUAACAUGCCAUUUGAACCUGAUGCAGCUAUAUGGGGUGCAUUGCUGGGUGCCUGCAGGAUCCAUGGAAAUCUGAAAAUAGGUGAAAGGGCAGCAAAUUACCUUUUUGAGUUGGAACCAAGGAAUGCAGGACCUUAUAUACUUCUAUCUCAUAUGUAUGCAGAAACUGAAUGUUGGGACAAUGUUGCAAAAAUGAGAAAAUUGAUGAAGGAGAGAAGAGUAAAAAAGGAACCAGGAUGCAGUUGGACUGAGGUCCAAAAUAGAGUUCAUUCAUUUAUGGCAGAUGAUCUAUCACAUCCACAGGCAAAUGAGAUAUAUCAGACAUUGGAGAGACUGAUUGGUCAGAUGGAGGUUCUAGGAUAUGUGUCUCCCAAAAACACUGUGCUGAAAGGUGAUGACAAUGAGCAUGAAUGGAAACAUAUCUACCACAGUGAGAAGCUAGCCAUUGCUUUUGCGCUUAAAAAUACACCUCCCGGGACACCUAUUCGAAUUGUGAAGAAUCUUAGAGUGUGUGAUGACUGCCAUAUUGUUACAAAGUUCAUUUCCCAAACUGUGGGACGCGAAAUUGUAUUAAGGGAUGUCAGUCGAUUUCAUCAUUUUAAAAACGGAAUGUGUUCUUGUGGGGAUUACUGGUAGUGGUGUCAAAGAAUAAUAUGCAGUAAAGUGACUCCAAUAAAGCAAAACAUUAGUAAAACAUGAAUCACAGUAGAUACUUGGUGAAGAGUUCUCAUUCUAUAUGACAUUUUCUUUCAAUUAUCAAACAUAGACAUCAACUGUGUAUAUUUGAUGAGCUAAUCUUUGCUGUAUACAACUGUAACAUUAAAUGAAAAUGGUACAGAUUGAAACAAUAUGGACUACUCCUUAUUUAUGCUGUACUAGGCAUGUAUUUUCAGAGUGCUAUUUUCAUUUUACUUCUUGAGCGAAUUGUUACAUAGCGUAUGAUGAGUAACUGGAAUAACCUUCAAUUUUCUUAUUGUCAUGUUAGUCUGCAACCUGUCUCUUUCACAAGUAUUGCUCAUCCAUGAUUGAAGACUUUCUUGUUGUUCUGCAAUGAAUCAGUGCUCCCCGAGGACGCGUAGGCAUUUUCUUAAAAAUGGACAGCCCAGGGGCGUGGGGAUAGGGACAGAAAGUCCCUCAUCCACCUGUUCCAGAUUUAUUUUAAAAAAGUGAGUCCUAUGAACACCCCCUCUGCAAGGGGAACGUCCCCUGAGCACAUGCCGCAUUUGAGUACACAGAGGGAGUGCCAAGCCAUUCUCCACAUAUUCACAGAUUAAAUUGAUUUCUUUUGGUGAAGUGGCCCUGUUUUAUAGUGAUUAUUUCUCCCCAAAAUCUAUUCCGUUGAUGAAAACCGCUAGUUAUAAUGAUUUUUUUAUAAACAUGCUGACCACUAUCUUUUCAAUGUAGUUGAUGACUGAGUGAGUAGCAUUAGGCGAAUUGGUAUUUUCUUAUUUAACAUUUUGCCUUUCGAGAACUGAAAGGCCACUUUGUAAAGGAAAUAGGGGUUGUGAAGGAAAUCAGAAUGAUAUAUGUUGAAAACCUAUGCACGAUGACGAAGAACCAGUCGGGCAAACUUAAGUGUUAACUGUUUACAUCGCUUAUGUUUUCUUCAUUAAAAUGUUUCUUAUCCUUCCGCCAUGGACGAUAAUUUGCAUAUGAGCUUCUGGUUCUUCUUCCAUUGACCUUCUCAUUUAGUGCAAAAGCAAUGUUGGCUUCAAAAAUGGGGAAAACAAUGUAGUUAAUGGGUUCUAUUGUUCUCAUAAAAUAAAUAAAGAGAAACGGGGUAACAUUCCUAUC
Cryptomeria japonica (Japanese cedar) is the source of this 3364-nucleotide messenger RNA. RefSeq names its product pentatricopeptide repeat-containing protein At4g37170. The transcript has a single exon. Lineage: Eukaryota; Viridiplantae; Streptophyta; Pinopsida; Cupressales; Cupressaceae. Gene Ontology annotation, molecular function: protein binding; zinc ion binding; RNA binding. The record is from RefSeq and is a predicted model, not a curated record. Bases 362 to 2206 code for a protein of 614 amino acids. Gene Ontology annotation, biological process: RNA modification.